This is a messenger RNA of Mytilinidion resinicola, 747 nucleotides long. RefSeq lists its product as uncharacterized. The transcript is spliced from 3 exons. The record is from RefSeq and is a predicted model, not a curated record. NCBI's taxonomy places the organism in Eukaryota, Fungi, Ascomycota, Dothideomycetes, Mytilinidiales, Mytilinidiaceae. The coding region runs from base 1 to 747 and encodes 248 amino acids.
AUGGCGCCUCUCCAAGAGUAUCUAACAAAUAAGCUCUGCCGGCGCUGCUGGGCCUCACAUUCGCAAUCCCGGCUUCCCCAAUUAAGCAAGCGUAGAACAUUACUGGGAGCCUGCAUCCCUCCAAGCCACAAGCGACAUAGUGGAGACGCCAUGCGCUGGGACCGCCGUCGUCAUUCAAGAAGAUCUGUGUGUGACAGUGCUUGGGGCUGCACGUAUCAGCAGCGGAGCAGCGGCGCAGCGGCCCUCGAAGUUCCAUCGAGAGUCCGCAAUGCGGUAGUUUCGCCCGCUGAGGGAUCUGCUAAGAGUUUGCAGCUCGCAGCUGACGAACUAGACGCACAGUCCAACGGAAAUUGCACGCCCGCGAGUGCAACCCGACAAGAAGGCAGAUGUCGAGGGUACAUAAUGUACAUUCGCAUCGUCGCAGGGUUUCCAAUUUGGAAACACGGGAGGACGGCAAGUGGAGACGGGGGUCCCAACUUCACCCGCCCGCUGAUCGCAGCCGCGGUGCUCUCGGAUCCUUCUCCUCGUGCACGACACUCACCCACAGCAGACGGCAGGAACACUGGCACCUGGGUCAAGUGCCACGCAGCGGAGGCGAAUCCGCAAGUAGCACAAAGAGCGAGUCUGGAGCAUCCCGCUGUCGACGAUGAAAGUGUGAAACGGAGGCGCUCAGACGGCGCCCUCGCCCACGGUUCACGCCUCAUUAUUGCUCCCGUCAGCGCUGGCUUGGGCUCUGCCGACAUGUGA